AUCGACUGGUCCUCCCCCGCGCGGGAUGACUCGCUUCCUUCAAUUUCGUGUCAGCGCUGGAGUGCCCUGAGCCUGUCAUCGAAUCUUUAAAAACACCCUUGACAUUGUGUUAAUUCUCGCAGAUGGUCUUUUACGCGGAACAUGGCUGCUUUGACCCUCGAAUUACGAAGUGGCGACGAGGAAUCGAUCGAGUGUUGGGAUGACGAUGAAGACCUGCAAUGCUAUGAGGGAUUCCAGCUGCGCGCGGCAUCAAGUGCGACCUCUGUGACAAACUCAUCGGCCCAUCAUUCAGCGCAUCGGGACUCCAUAUCUUCUCGUCGCUCUGCACGCUCUGAUUUGGAAUCAAACGGCGGUGGCGAUGAGGACUGGCAAGUCCAGUUGCUGGACAAUGAUGAGGUGAUCAAUGAAGAGGCUGUUGCCUCUGCCAAAAAUGCCGGAAUACCUCUGCCUAUAAAUGUCCCUAAAUCAGCCCUUGUUGGUGGUACCAUCAAACGCCUUGGGCGGAGGAAAACAAACACAAACACGGUCGACGAUUGGGCUGAUGACGUGGAUUUUCCUGGUCCCGACGGAAUACUGCAGUUGAGAGGGCCUUUGGAUACGUCUUUUCCUGAGGCGCUACGACAAGUCAGCUCCGCUGCAGUGAGUCCUAUCAAAACAUCGGCGUUAGCUACAUGGGAUAAUGACAUCUCAACGCGACUACAACCGGCCUUGUCAAUCCCGGAAAUCCCCCGAAUGGACGACGUUACGGACGACGCUCAUGAUGUCCCUACAAUCAAAGUUGCGAGACCUCGUUCGCCGGGCAGGCCCUCGCUUUUCAAUAAUUUCAUGCUUCAUAAGGACUACUGUUCAGGGGACGAUUUCGAGCAAGACUUUGAAUUGCCAAACGGUGAUCUACCGUUGCGACUUACUCCUCGCAAGGCCAGUGCAGGGCCUCUGAGCCCUUCUACGGAAGAAAUCGAGUUAGAUUGGUCCGAAGGCAGUAUUGGGGUCCGGUUUGGUGGGAUCACUAGCGAGCAUCGAUCGAACCCGUCAAUUAUGUCUGUUGUGAGCCCGAGCGCUUCUAGCUGUCUCACGGCUGAAAGUGAAGACGACGGCCUCGAUGGUCUCGUUAUUCCUGAAGAGCCUUUAGACUUAGAAUCUUAUUUCAAAAAACGGGGAGGGCCUGUAGAUCAGGACCUGGCUUGCGCAAAGCCUCCUUGUGUCAGUCAAGCUUCAAACAAGAGUGACGAUUUUUUUUCCGGACUUGAGAUUGAGGACGGACUAUUUGAUCCUCAAAGGCUUUCGAUAAACCCGAAUAUCAAGUGCAAACCCGAAAACUCUCGAAGUCCUGUGCGACACUCCACCACGACUCUCACGUUCACUAACAUGACAACAUCUCCUAAAUCUCGGAUUCCGCGUCUAUCCGGUCCCGAUCGCCCACACUCGACACAUUUAGAGACUGUCUCCGAGAGUGGUGCGCCUCUUUCACAGUUCAGAGAAUUACAGACCCUAGUUGGGAACCAUUCAGCACAAUAUUCUGUGUCCAGCCUCCCUUCUGUUCAGCAAUCUUCGACGUCUCAUCGACGGCACACAAGUCGAAUGAACAAGGAACCUUUUGCAAGCGACGGUGUCCCUUUCGGCAGGUAUCUGGCCUCGAAGCGUUCAAUGCCAACAAUGCGUGAUGCACAGCACAGCGCCACGUCGCCCUUGGGUCAAUGUCUUUCCACCUACUCGGAUGUCUCAAGUUCAUUGUCCAAAUCUAUGCACCGUCCUAAAACCCCAGUAGAUCGCUUGGGGCACGACGUGAAACAGCUCAUGCGAAAAGCACAAGUGCCAUUCAUCCCCGCUGGAGCGUCAGAAAAGCAGUCGCACCAUGCAAGCCUUAAAAACCACCGUCAAAAUCGUCGAAAUAAUUUUGACAGUUCGAACGAUUCCUUCUUUACAAGCUACGCCGCUCGAUCCUCGCGAAAUUGUCACGACAUGUUUAGGAGUCAUUCUGAAUCUAGUCCAGAGGCCUUGACCACUGUUACUAAACGGACACUCACUCGGCCAACUCGACGGCGGAAUUUUGGAGAUGGAUCGGAAUUGGCUCUGUUCGAUGAUUUGCCUACAUCUACCUCUGCGGAAAGUAAAUUUGUGAAGCAUCCCUCCGGACGGGGUGUCCCACGAUCAUUCAGAAAUAAGCUGGGUCGCAACCCGACUGUUUCUCCCAAAGCAGACGCAAUCUCCCGGUCAACCUUCAGUAACUUGGGCGUAUCUGUCAACUUCGAUAAUACCCCCAGAUUUGCACGAGACACUAAUGCAUCAAGAAAUGCGAGGGAACAGCGCAUAGCCUCUUUGUCAUCUAAUUCCAGACUUCGCGAGAGCCAUCCACUUCCUCCUCUUGGCUCGAACGCUAGAACCUCCAAUAUCUCCCGGAUGCCUUCCAGCUCGGUUGCUAGCAGAGGCAAGAAGGGUAAAGCUACUGCGCUACAUGUUUCUAGGCCCCAUCUAAUUAAGCCACUGGGCACCGGUGUACAGGAGGCCAAGUCGAUUAAUGGUAUGCAAUACAAUCCGAAAUCCUUCUCUUGGGAGGGGAAUGAGAGCUCUGUUCGUGCCUUUGAGACAAGUGCACCAAAAUCUCCAAAGCCAACACCCGCUCUCAUCACAAAUAUCGGAGCCAUGCAGAAUGUGCAGGUUGUUGGCGGGAUGGUAUUUGACCCGCGACGUAUGUGCUGGCUGAAACUGGCGCUGUCGCAGCCUGGGCAGGAUGGAUUGGUAGCUGUUCAGGACGAAGAUGAUGUCUUUGCUGGUCUCGAUGACUUGAAAGAAAGCUCUGGCAUGAUAGGUGGGCGAUCAUCAACUAAUCAUGAGGACCUUUGCCUUGCAGCAAGCGGAGACGACCGAAGCUACGGCGACUCCUCAGACGAAUGGCCCAUGACGGAGGAGUUUGAUGUUGGGCCCGAGUUCAUCAGGAGACAGCGCGCUGAGGAAGAGAAAUGGAGGCGCAAGGUGGAAAAAUGGACGAGUCUUGAUUGUGCAAAGCUCGGAGAUGGCUGGAGAUGGGCUAUCCGAGAUCUGGUACGCUUUAACGGCACUGUCAAUACCCCGGACGUUCACCAUAUAUGAGAGGCUAUUUCCGCGGUUGCGGCCAAGGGUAGGCCGGUAGAUCGAGAUACCACAUCUGCAGCGGUGCGACUCAAUUCUGCUGCCACGUGAUCAAAAUCUGUGUCCACAGCGUGCCCGUCGCAUAAGGCCCUA
Molecule: messenger RNA, 3219 nt
Organism: Aspergillus fijiensis CBS 313.89
Lineage: Eukaryota; Fungi; Ascomycota; Eurotiomycetes; Eurotiales; Aspergillaceae
Product: putative cytokinesis regulator (Byr4)
Exons: 2
Coding region: 142-3087 (981 amino acids)
Biological process (GO): mitotic spindle orientation checkpoint signaling; regulation of Ras protein signal transduction
Cellular component (GO): SIN/MEN two-component GAP complex; mitotic spindle pole body
Molecular function (GO): GTPase activator activity
Source: RefSeq, a predicted model, not a curated record